Messenger RNA from Anisakis simplex (herring worm), 642 nucleotides. The record is from the annotation of a GenBank genome assembly. Lineage: Eukaryota; Metazoa; Nematoda; Chromadorea; Rhabditida; Anisakidae.
AUGUUCCACUCCACUUCGAAGUCAUAUCAGCCAUUAUUCGCCAAAUUGUUACCGAAGUUGAACGAAACAUUGCGAAAGGGUGAAUUGGGACGUAUCGGUGUCGUUGGAGGAUCAAAACUGUACACGGGUGCACCGUUCUUCGCGGCGAUGACAUCGCUUCGAGUGGGUGGCGAUAUGGUACACGUAUUUUGUCCAUCGGAAGCAGCACCGAUUAUAAAGUCGUACAGUCCAGAGUUGAUGGUACAUCCAUCAUACGACAGGAAUACGAUAAAUGACUCGAUACACCGUAUUGAUUCGCUGAUAUUAGGACCUGGCUUGGGUAGAGAUCAAGCAGUGAUGCGUGUUGUGGAGGACACGAUUCAAAUCAGCAGAGAGCGACAGCUACCGAUAAUCAUUGAUGCUGAUGCUUUGUAUAUGUUGGCGACGAAACUUUCACUGAUAAAAGACUAUCCGAAAGCGAUAUUAACACCAAAUUAUCCGGAAUUUACGAGAUUGUAUGAGCAUGCGUUCGGUAGCGAUGAGAAGCUCGAUGACAACAAACGUUUUUCGGGUGAUGCUGCCAAGCAAUUGGCCACUUAUUUGGGUUGUACUAUUUUCCAGAAGGGACCCACUGAUAUCAUUACUGACGGUCAUCAAAGUUAG